AUGGCUUUCGUCGAGCUGGCGACAAAUCGGAACUUUGCCACCCAGCCUGACGCCUCCUCCUUCUCGCCCAAAUUGAACGUACCUAUCAAUUACAAAGGGUCGCCGAUACUGAAUGUCGGUCCGAAUUCCCCUGACGGAGCCCACAAGUACCCACGCAAUGAGCCACAUAGGAAGAUGAACCUUUGUCAGGCGGUCAACGAUGGCCUGAAGGUCGCUCUUGCGGCUUCGGAAGAUGUCCUUUGUUUUGGCGAAGACGUCGCCUUCGGUGGUGUGUUUCGCUGUACUGUGGGCUUGCAGAAUGAGUUUGGGCCGGACCGCGUCUUCAACACUCCAAUUACUGAGCAAGGCAUCGUUGGAGCAGCCAUAGGCAUGGCCGCGGAGGGCGCCAGACCUGUCGUGGAGAUCCAGUUCGCCGACUACGUAUUCCCCGCGUUCGAUCAGAUAGUCAACGAGGCAAGCAAAUUUCGAUAUCGAGAGGGCAAGACGGGUGCGAACCUUGAAGGUUUGGUUAUUCGAAUGCCUUGUGGCGGAGUCGGUCACGGUGCACUAUAUCACACCCAGUCACCAGAAUCGCUGUUUUGCCAUGUGCCAGGCUUCCAAAUCGUGAUGCCAAGAUCACCCACGCAGGCAAAAGGCCUGUUGCUCGCGUCAAUUCUAGAAUCCAAAGACCCAGUGAUAUUCAUGGAACCGAAGAUACUGUAUCGUGCCGCUGUUGAGAACGUGCCCGAAGGUAUGUUCACGGUCCCCAUUGGGCCUGCAGAAGUCUUGAAAGAGGGCAAUGAUCUUACCAUCAUCUCUUAUGGCAAGCCCUUGUAUAGCUGUAUGGAAGCUAUCACUGCUUUUGAACGGGAGCACACCGAUUUGACUGUCGAGCUUAUCGAUCUACAAACGAUAUAUCCAUGGGAUCGGGAGAAGAUUUUAUCCAGCGUUGCAAAGACACAGCGUGCUAUUGUAGUGCACGAAAGCAUGGUUAACUACGGUUCGCCGCAUCGCUUAGCUACUACUAUAGUACCGAGGCUAGAUAAGGUUAAAUAUUAUAACUACUAUUAG
This is a messenger RNA of Zasmidium cellare ATCC 36951, 1050 nucleotides long. RefSeq lists its product as uncharacterized. Gene Ontology annotation, molecular function: catalytic activity. Gene Ontology annotation, biological process: response to nutrient; branched-chain amino acid catabolic process. Lineage: Eukaryota; Fungi; Ascomycota; Dothideomycetes; Mycosphaerellales; Mycosphaerellaceae. The record is from RefSeq and is a predicted model, not a curated record. The transcript is spliced from 4 exons. Bases 1 to 1050 code for a protein of 349 amino acids.